Entrophospora sp. SA101 is the source of this 129-nucleotide messenger RNA. The record is from the annotation of a GenBank genome assembly. Lineage: Eukaryota; Fungi; Glomeromycota; Glomeromycetes; Entrophosporales; Entrophosporaceae.
AUGCGUGAGGUUGAAAUCCCAAUAUGGCAGACAAGUGGUGAUGAUGUGUCUGCGCUCUUUCCUAGAUUACAAAGGUGUGCUGAAAAAAGUUCUACUGUGACUUCACCUAGACAUCUUAUGGAAGAUUAA